This is a messenger RNA of Gekko japonicus, 1248 nucleotides long. Its product is annotated as zinc finger and BTB domain-containing protein 3-like. The coding region runs from base 1 to 1248 and encodes 415 amino acids. Gene Ontology annotation, biological process: regulation of transcription by RNA polymerase II. Gene Ontology annotation, cellular component: nucleus. The transcript has a single exon. NCBI's taxonomy places the organism in Eukaryota, Metazoa, Chordata, Lepidosauria, Squamata, Gekkonidae. The record is from RefSeq and is a predicted model, not a curated record. Gene Ontology annotation, molecular function: protein binding; RNA polymerase II cis-regulatory region sequence-specific DNA binding; DNA-binding transcription factor activity, RNA polymerase II-specific.
AUGUUCUACAAGGAAGGGCUGGACAAGGGGGACUUGGUGUGCAUCAACAAUGAGAUCGUCACUGCCCCGGCGUUUGGUCUGCUCCUGGAAUUCAUGUACCAAGGCGGCCUCUCCUUCAAUGACACUCCGGUGGAGGACGUCCUGGCUGCUGCCAGCUACCUGCACAUGAACGACAUUGUGAAGGUGUGCAAGAAGAAACUGCAGGCCCGGGCUCUGGCUGAAGCGGACAGUACUAAGAAGGAGGAGGACUCCCCGGCCAGUUCAGAACUUGUACCCAGCACCUCCAAGUGCCAGCCGCUGGCCCCUGCGGCACAGUCGUUGCCCCCACCACCCCCUCAGCCUUGCGAAGCACAGAAGAAAAGCACUGAGGAGUGGAAGGGAGUGGAGAAAGUUGGUUCUGAUGAGCUGCUGGCCUCCACGCUGGAUGUCGCGGACACCACCCAGCCCGGCAUGGAAGGUGAUUCCCCACAAGCCCUUCCCCCAACCAGACCCCUCCCACCAGCCAUCAUUGACAUCUCCCUCUCCAGCCCCAGCAGUUCCACCGAAACCAUCUCACACAGCUGUUUUCCUCUGGGGAACAUUGCUGAGGGGCCUUCCAGUGUGGACACUGCUCCGGCGAAGUACGUGGAACAGCGGGAAGGCAGCGUCAGUGGAUUUUGCCAAAAGGAGCCAAACAGGCCCUCCAUCAAAGUCAAAAUGGAAGCCAUUGUGAUCUCCGAUGAGGAGCCAGACACAGUCGAGCAGCUGGAGGGGCAGAACCCAGAGGAGAGGCUGGAGAGUGUCUUUCAGCGGCCCACUGUGGAGGCAGGGUCAGCUGGAGGCUGCAGCCGCCAUCUGGACAACUUUCCAGAGCCUGGUGGGCUAGAGGAAGUAUCUUCAGACGGUACCUUCCUGUCUCAGGAGCCCAUGCCCUAUCAUAUGAUCCCUGUGCCCAGCGGGCAAAGUUUCUCCAACAUGGCGAUUCCACCUCUGCACGAGCAGAUGUAUCUACAGGACUAUGAGGUUCACCCUAACUUUGGCAUCUUCACAGAGGACAUGCCCACUUGUAAGACAUGCGGAAAGACCUUCUCGUGCUCCUACACGCUCCGGCGCCAUGCCACGGUCCACACACGGGAGCGCCCCUACGAAUGCCGCUACUGCAUGCGCAGCUACACCCAGUCCGGAGACCUCUACCGGCACAUCCGGAAGGCACACAACGCAGACCUGGCAGCCAAACGUUGCAAACAGGAUGUGGAGAAUCCCUCGUAG